This is a messenger RNA of Olea europaea var. sylvestris, 953 nucleotides long. RefSeq lists its product as uncharacterized. The coding region runs from base 172 to 840 and encodes 222 amino acids. Lineage: Eukaryota; Viridiplantae; Streptophyta; Magnoliopsida; Lamiales; Oleaceae. The record is from RefSeq and is a predicted model, not a curated record. The transcript has a single exon. Gene Ontology annotation, biological process: response to desiccation.
UCAAGUUCCAUAAAACAAGGUCACCAGUCAAUAUUCAAAACCGUGUUAGAAGUUUGUGACCGAUACAAGACUCAAUAACCUCAACAAUUGAUAUCAAUUACUUGUAUUCCAAUUUUCCUUUACCGUAAAGUAGUAAAACCCUUUUGCUACAACCUUGAUUGGUACUCAGUCAUGACCGAGAAGAGGGAGCAAGUGCUGCCAUUAGCCCCGGCCUCUAUCGGGAUCGACAUCAAUGAAGAUGAAGACAUAUCGAUGGAAUUCAGACACCAUCACCACCGAAAGUGCAUCACUUGCUGUGGCUGCAUAACUGCAAUCUUCUUAACUAUAGUUAUGAUUAUGUUAGUGCUCAUGUUGACCGUUUUUCACGUAAAGGAUCCCGUGAUCAAGAUGAAGAAUGUAAAGAUUCAAGGAUUCGAUGCACUUGCGAGGCCAAAUAAUCUCGGCCAGGCAGUUAACCUAACAGUUGAAGCUGAUGUUUCUGUCAAGAACCCUAAUGUGGCCUCCUUCAAGUUUAGCAACACUACAUUAAGUCUGUACUACGACGGUAAUGUCAUCGGGGAAGCCCGAAUCGCAGCCGGCGAGGCAAGGGGGCGACGAACUGUUGAUAAGAACUUUCGCAUUGAUGUUAUGGAGGGUAAAAUAUUGAUUUUACCAAGAUUAAAAAGUGAUUUGGCUUCAGGGGUACUGUCUGUAAGUACCUAUACAAAAAUAAGUGGAAAGGUGAAAAUUAUCAACAUUAUAAAAAAGCAUGUCGUGGUGCAAAUGAAUUGCACAAUGACUGUUAAUACAAGUAGCCUAGCCAUUCAAGAUCAGAAUUGCAAGAGGAAAACAUCUUUGUAAUGUAGACAAUUUUUUUCCCUUUUUAUUAUUAUUUUCAAGUAAUUAAAUAAGUAGGGGGAAUGUUAUCAAGAGUGUAUGCAUAUGCAUAUCAUAAUUUACAUUUGAAUUUGUUA